UGUUAAGGGUAGCGCUGGUGCUUAUUUAAUUUCUUCAGAGGAGGAAUACAGUUUGCUUAUUGAAGAUGCAGUUCAUGCUUCUAUUCAGUCGACAAGGCAAGCUCAGGCUUCAGAAAUGGUAUGUGCCCUUGUCUGAUAAGGAGAAAAAGAAGAUCACCCGGGAGCUGGUGCAGACAGUCCUGGCUCGAAAGCCCAAAAUGUGCAGCUUUUUAGAGUGGCGAGACCUCAAGAUUGUAUACAAGAGAUAUGCCAGCCUGUAUUUCUGCUGUGCCAUAGAGGACCAGGAUAACGAGCUCAUUACACUGGAGAUCAUCCACAGAUACGUGGAGCUGCUGGAUAAAUACUUUGGCAGUGUUUGUGAGUUGGACAUUAUUUUUAACUUUGAAAAGGCCUACUUCAUCCUUGAUGAAUUCUUGCUGGGUGGAGAAGCUCAGGAGACGUCUAAAAAGAAUGUAUUGAAGGCCAUUGAGCAGGCUGACCUGCUGCAGGAGAAUAUAGACUUUCAGAUGCGCCUGUUUGCAGGUAACUUUGGUGGAAAGCCCAAUAACCCUUGCUGUAGUAUUAGAUCAGUAGCCUUAGAUGUAAACUCACCACCACAAGGCCAGCAGAAACAGCAUCCCAGCAACAUUAAUACAGAUUUUGAAGUUACUGGUUUGUUGUUCUCUCUCAUAUCGCAACCCUCAUGUCUCAAAUAAUCCAUUAAAUCAUGUAGCUAUAAUCGUAGACACUAACCAAUAACAUGCCAUUACCACCAUGUCUAAAAAAUAUUUUAUAGCACAGGCAACAUUAAUUUGCAUCUUUUAAACCUUUCAUAAAGAGUCUACAACUGUUUCAAAUGGCAAGAAUGUUUAUAACAAUGCUGUGCUCAGAAUCAAACCUUCAGCAUUGCCCAUUUGAGCCUCUCCUAUGACCGCACUGGAUAUCAGGUAGACUUACGAGAAGGUAAUGAAAAGUCACAGUAGGUAGCAAAUCUCAAUGGCAGUUUCCUAAAUUCUUAGGUAAAUGUAAUUUGAGGCUCCCAAGUAUUUAAUUACUCAAACUGUAAGGCAGUACAGUCUAUAUUAAUGAAGAUCGCUGGUGUCUCUGAUAGUCAGAUACAAGAGAGGGGUUUGUUCUGCCCAGGUUUACGUUCUUGUGGUAACACAACAGUGCGGCUACAGACACAGCUUCAGUGCUUCAGUUUAAUCAGGGGUUUAUGCGCUGCAACCCUACUAUAAUAACCUAUAAUAAUAUACAGAUCUCUUCCAGAGACUCGUAGAAUCUAUGCCAAGGCACACUGAAGUUGUUCUGGUGGCUCGUGGUGGCCCAGCACCUUUCUGAGAUACUUCAUUUUGGUUUCUCCCUUGAAUUGUCACUUGUCUGUGCAUAGCAAAUGUAUUGGGUAGUGGGAAAAGGUAGCUGCUUAAACACAGGUGCUGAUUCGGUCAUGGGCUUUGGAUUGAUAAUGUAAAUGUAAUGUGAACUCAUUCAGUGUGUGAGUUAUUUCACUGUAAAUGAAACACAAGCAAGCCACAGUUCAUCAUGAUCUCACAGAUUAGAUUCUAAAUUCUCUAGAUUAUUACAUUGAAAGAGUUGUUCAAGUUCCUAAUUAAUGAUUAAACUAAGCAUGCACGGUUUAUUGAAUUAAGUGUUUUUCACUUCAUUUAUUCAUACAUGCUUAAAAAUCUUUUAGGAUUUUGUUGAUGACUGAAAUAAAGGGAGAAAGACUUGCAAUGCAGAAACAAAGCCUCAUUGUCUGCAUGGCUGAGACCACACAAACAAUUCUGGCCUAAAUGAGCAUUACACACAGAGGGAGCGUAAUUAUCAUAGCAAAACCACAUUGUCACUGCAGCUAUGAUUCUGACCAUAAGUGCUCUCUUCAGCUGUACACUGACACACACUGGUUGCAGCUUAACAGCUGUUGUCGUCCAGCCAUAAUGCAAAAGCAGUUCUCUCUCAUGCACUUGUGGUUUUACUUGCUUUCGCUAUGUUGAUGUAUACCCAUGUCAGUAUUUCUAUUACCGUUCUGAUUCUUCAUGCAUCCACUUGGACACAUUUCAGUGGAACAUGGACCCAGUCUCAUGAAAUGCUAUAUAUCAAGAGAGAGUGAAAUCAUAAAUGUUAGGUUUGCUAAAACUGUGUGAAAUAGCAUUUUUAUAGAGAAUCAGAGCAACAAUAUAAACAAUUUUAACCUUUGUGUCAAAUGAGAUUUGAGAGGAUCGGUUUGAACAUUAAAUAUGUGCAGGGCAAAAUCUGCAAAGGUCUUUCACCAGUGUGGUUUUGCAUUUCACAUUGGUUUAGCAGGCUGAUGGGUUCAGCUGGCUUUGUUUGCUCAACAUUUAGUCAAUUAGUGAGCUGAAAAGCCACUCCUUCUGAGUUCUGGGAACCAAAAUGAGGACACUGCUGACAUCAUUAACAUCCAGUUGAGAAAGCUAAUAUGAACUGCACAUGCAUUGAAGGAAAAGUCCACCUUUAAACACCUGACAUUGUUUGAAAAAACAGCUUGUAGCAGUAUAUGUGGCUUUGCUAUCUAUUGUUGUUUGAUCAUGUAUUUUUGGAGUUUGACAGCAGAAACAAAACAUAAAACAUGUUAUGUUUUUGUGUCAGCCCCUCAGAAACAUAGAGCUAGGCCUUCUUUCUAGGCUUCCCAUUUUGCAAUGAUAUUCAGCAGUCAUACAGUCAAAAAGCCAUCAUAGCAAAGGCAGAUAGCAGUUUUUCCAACAGUAGCCUCAAUUGACCAUCAUGCAAGGUGGCCAAAAAUCAUGUUACAUUUUCAGUAUUAGGCACAAAUCAAAUUUUUCUUGACCCAAAAAACGCUUGCUCU
Molecule: messenger RNA, 2803 nt
Organism: Myripristis murdjan (pinecone soldierfish)
Lineage: Eukaryota; Metazoa; Chordata; Actinopteri; Holocentriformes; Holocentridae
Product: AP-1 complex subunit sigma-2
Exons: 5
Coding region: 66-695 (209 amino acids)
Biological process (GO): vesicle-mediated transport; intracellular protein transport
Cellular component (GO): AP-1 adaptor complex; membrane coat
Molecular function (GO): clathrin-cargo adaptor activity
Source: RefSeq, a predicted model, not a curated record